This is a messenger RNA of Acromyrmex echinatior (Panamanian leafcutter ant), 2444 nucleotides long. RefSeq names its product Mevalonate kinase. Gene Ontology annotation, biological process: isoprenoid biosynthetic process; isopentenyl diphosphate biosynthetic process, mevalonate pathway; cholesterol biosynthetic process. The record is from RefSeq and is a predicted model, not a curated record. Gene Ontology annotation, cellular component: cytoplasm; cytosol. NCBI's taxonomy places the organism in Eukaryota, Metazoa, Arthropoda, Insecta, Hymenoptera, Formicidae. Gene Ontology annotation, molecular function: ATP binding; mevalonate kinase activity.
AGCGGCGUUGCGAGUUGCGAGGACUUUCGUGCUUUUGUUCUGUCUGUUUGCAUGUGUAUAUGCGUUAGUUAUCCUUCGUGUUUUUUGUUGUGCUUUGUUAGAUUGCUUUUACAUAUUGUGCUCUAGCUAAUGCAAAACGCUUCAAUCUGAAAGAUUUUGUUUCCUUUUAUGAGAGAUAAUACAGCAUCGAAUGAUACAACCAUUACGUGGCCACAGUAAGGUAACCUCUUGCGUAUCUGAGAUCCGUGCCUCACGAGCACAUGUUCGACGCAAACAUACUUAAGGCCUUCGUGGCACCUCGGAUAGCAUAUAGCAAUAGCAAUCCUCUUUUCAAGCAAGUCAUCGAGGAUACUAUUCACUAAUUACAUGCUGUAUAUAUUAGCGUUAUGAUAAGGUUUUAUCUCUGUUAUCUUUCAUUCGAUAAGCCCAUAAAUAUUGGGUCAUCUAAAAAGUAUCCGCGGUUUUUUGUCACUAGAUGUGUUGAUCAUCAACACCAUCUUGGAAUAAAUCAAUAACUUAUUCGUGAUAUCAAUAGUUAAAUUUAAACAAUAAAUAAUUCAUGAGAGCGCAUAUUGAAAAAAAAUUGAAUUUUAUAUAAGAAUUCUGUACGCGCGCUUUAAUGGAUUAAAUAUACGAGAAAUCGUUUCUGGUUAUAAACAUUACAAACGCUCUGAAAAGACAUUGCCCUUAGUUCGACAUAUACUAAAGAUGACAACAGAUCAAUCUGACAAUUGGAAAUUCUUCAAUUGCUAAAUUUUAGUUAUCAUCUUCGAUUUCAUCAAGAAUCAAGACAAAGCUCUCACUAUUAUAUUAAAAGUUUGGGAUAAAAGAAGUGAAGAUAAAGCGUUGUCUUGCUGAUACCAUCAAUCAAAAGGAUAAACUGAUCUGAUUGUGAGUUGAAACUUAUUGGAUUCUUUCCACGUAUAAAUCGUAGAGAAUCGAUUACAAAUUGGUUGAAUUACAUUUGUCGCAAAUUCUUAUUUACAGGAUUAACGAAUUUUGUAUCUGACUUUUUACGAUCAAUCAAUCGACAUUACGCCUUCUUCGGAUAAUAAAUAAAUUUUUCGUCGUGAAGAUCAUGUAUAGAUUCACGGUGUCUGCACCGGGCACGGUGAUUUUAUGUGGAGAACGUAAACAAACAUGCGUAGCAGCCAGCUUAGACAUGCGUACCGUACUUAAAUUCUCUUCAUUUCCUACAGAAGAUUUUAUCAAAAUAAAAUUUUCCAGUAUCGGAUUACGCAUGAAGAUACCUUUACGCUUAUUUUCCUUACAUUUUUUUAAGAUAGAGUACGAUCAAAUGCUUGAUUGUUUUAAUUUGAUGCAGUCAGUGAAUAGCUUUAUUAGAUAUAUGACGGGUUUUCCCGGCGAUUACGAACCCAACAAUCGCACACAUAGAUUAAGCUUACAAGCUUUUCUUUUUCUUCUCAUUUUCAUUAGCCGCAAAGAAGGCAUCACUAUAAAAUCUUUCAUUAUGGAUGUUUCAUCAGAAUUACCGAUUAAUGAGAAUCUGGGCUACUCGGCAUCAUUUGUAGUAUGUUUAGCGGCAUGUUUUUGGCGUUGGUCCCGCCUGCUGAAAGGAAAGGUCCCCUGUACAUUUAAUUCUAAAGAUAUUAUACAUAUCGCGGAAUAUGCUUACAUAUGUGAGGAGAUUGUAUACAGUUCCUUCAAUGCAAUCAACGUCACAAUAUCUACGGUUGGCAAGAUGAGAGUAUUUAAAGAGAAGGAACAGAUGUCAAACAUUUUUCUUAACGUGCCGAGCAUGAAGAUUCUGCUGGUCUUUUCGAAUGCUAGCAAUAAAAGCAUGAGAGUAAAAAUAAAUGAGUAUUUAUCUUCUUUCGCUGAUUUUACUCUAUAUAGUCUCGAAAUUUUGUCGAAUAAGUUUAUUGAAACUCUUGAGAAAAUUAACGAAAAAAUGGUUUCCUUACAACAGCAGGAGAUCGUUGAAACUAAUUCAAUUGAUCUGGAAAACUAUUAUAAAUAUUUAAUGGAUCUCAUUCACAUAAAUCAGGGACUAUUAAAAGCAUUAAACACAUCACAUUCAAACCUAGACAUUAUUUGCGCAAUUGCUCGGAAUUUUUCACUUGGAGGAAAAAUUGUCGCCAGCAGAAGUAGAUACGCAUUCAUUUUAUUGCUACCAAAUACCUCAAAUGAAUUAAUCCAACAUCUGAUCAAGAUAUUUGAGUCGCAUAAUUUCCCUGCGAAGAUAACCAGUUUGAAUUGUAGCGGAGUAAGAGUUGAAUAACAUAUUAAAAUCAGUAAUUAGUAUGAGUAAUGUAAACAAUAAAUAAAAAAAGCUAAGAAUUUAUGAUGCAUGUUAUGUAGAAAAGUUUUAUAUAAUACAUUUUUUACGCAUUAAUGGACUAUGGACUACUGGAAGUAUAGAAAUUUGCAUUUGUCGAAUUGGAUAAAAUAACAGUAUAUUAACAAAAUAAUAUAAGAUAUUU